Molecule: messenger RNA, 3088 nt
Organism: Trichechus manatus latirostris (Florida manatee)
Lineage: Eukaryota; Metazoa; Chordata; Mammalia; Sirenia; Trichechidae
Product: cadherin-23
Exons: 15
Coding region: 1-2226 (741 amino acids)
Biological process (GO): homophilic cell-cell adhesion
Cellular component (GO): plasma membrane
Molecular function (GO): calcium ion binding
Source: RefSeq, a predicted model, not a curated record
AUGGACUCUGGCCUAGUGACCACCAGGCGGCCACUGCAGUCCUAUGAGAGGUUCAACCUGACCGUGGUGGCCAUGGAUGGUGGAGAUCCCCCUCUCUGGGGCAGCACCAUGCUCCUGGUGGAGGUCAUCGAUGUCAAUGACAACCGCCCCGUCUUCGUGCGCCCACCCAACGGCACCAUCCUACACAUCAGAGAGGAGAUCCCGCUGCACUCCAACGUGUAUGAGGUCUAUGCCACAGACAGGGACGAGGGCCUCAACGGGGCGGUUCGCUACAGCUUCCUGAAGACGGCAGGCAACCGGGACUGGGAGUACUUCACCAUCGACCCCAUCAGUGGCCUCAUCCAGACGGUGCAGCGCCUGGACCGGGAGAAGCAGGCGGUGUACAGCCUCAUCCUGGUGGCCAGCGACCUGGGCCAGCCGGUGCCGUACGAGACGAUGCAGCCACUGCAGAUAGCCCUGGAGGACAUCGACGACAACGAGCCCCUCUUCGUGAGGCCCCCAAAAGGCAGCCCCCAGUACCAGCUGCUUACAGUGCCUGAGCACUCGCCACGUGGCACCCUCGUGGGCAACGUGACAGGCGCCGUGGACGCAGAUGAGGGCCCCAACGCCAUCGUGUACUACUUCAUCGCAGCCGGCAACGAAGAGAAGAACUUCCAUCUGCAGCCGGACGGGCGUCUGCUGGUGCUGCGGGACCUGGACCGGGAACGGGAGGCCGUCUUUUCCUUCAUCGUCAAGGCCUCAAGCAAUCGCAGCUGGACACCUCCCCGUGGGCCCUCCUCAGCCCUCGACCUGCUGGCUGACCUCACCUUACAGGAGGUGCGGGUUGUGCUGGAGGACAUCAAUGACCAGCCGCCUCGGUUCACCAAGGCCGAGUACACUGCAGGGAGUGUGGACGGUAUCCUGCGCACCUUCGACCUCUUCAUGGCCUACAGCCCUGGCUACUUUGUGGUGGACAUUGUGGCCAGGGACCUGGCAGGCCACAACGACACGGCCAUCAUCGGCAUCUACAUCCUGAGGGACGAUCAGCGUGUCAAGAUCGUCAUUAACGAGAUCCCUGACCGUGUGCGCGGCUUUGAGGAGGAGUUCAUCCGCCUGCUCUCCAACAUCACGGGCGCCAUCGUCAACACCGAUGACGUGCAGUUCCACGUGGACAAGAAGGGUCGGGUGAACUUCGCACAGACAGAGCUGCUCAUCCAUGUGGUGAACCGGGAUACCAACCGCAUCCUGGACGUGGACCGGGUGAUCCAGAUGAUCGAUGAGAACAAAGAGCAGCUGCGGAAUCUUUUCCGGAACUACAACGUCCUGGACGUGCAGCCAGCCAUCUCUAUCCGGCUGCCUGAUGACAUGUCUGCUCUGCAGAUGGCGAUCAUCGUCCUGGCUAUUCUCCUCUUCCUGGCAGCCAUGCUCUUCAUCCUCAUGAACUGGUACUACAGGACCAUACACAAGAGGAAGCUCAAAGCCAUUGUGGCUGGCUCAGCAGGGAAUCGCGGUUUCAUCGACAUCAUGGACAUGCCCAACACUAACAAGUACUCCUUCGACGGGGCCAACCCUGUGUGGCUGGAUCCUUUCUGCCGGAAUCUGGAGCUGGCCGCCCAGGCCGAGCACGAGGACGACCUGCCCGAGAACCUGAGCGAGAUUGCUGACCUGUGGAACAGCCCUACCCGCACCCACGGAACUUUUGGGCGUGAGCCAGCAGCUGUCAAGCCUGACGAUGACCGGUACCUGCGGGCAGCCAUCCAGGAGUAUGACAACAUUGCCAAGCUGGGCCAGAUCAUUCGGGAGGGGCCCAUUAAGGGCUCACUGCUGAAGGUGGUCCUGGAGGAUUACCUGCGGCUCAAAAAGCUCUUUGCACAGCGGAUGGUGCAAAAAGCCUCUUCCUGCCACUCCUCCAUCUCUGAGCUGAUCCAGACGGAGCUGGAGGAGGAGUCAGGGGAGCACAGCCCGGGCCAGGGCAGCCUGCGCUUCCGCCACAAGCCACCCAUGGAGUUCAAGGGCCCCGACGGGAUCCACGUGGUGCAUGGCAGCACUGGCACGCUGCUGACCACCGACCUCAACAGCCUUCCCGAGGAUGACCAGAAGGGCUUGGGCCGCUCACUGGAGACGCUGACAGCUGCCGAGGCCAGUGCCUUUGAGCGCAACGCCCGUACCGAGUCCGCCAAAUCCACGCCCCUGCACAAGCUGCGUGACGUGAUCAUGGAAAGCCCUCUGGAGAUCACCGAGUUAUGACUGUAGGGGGAGGCCUCGCUAGUGUGAGCGGUGCCUGUCCCUCCAUCUCUCCCGGGGCAGGGCCAGCGGGGUCUGGGUCCCCCACCCCAGGCCAGUGCAGGAUGGACGACCUCGGGUUGGCCCCAGCAGGCAGCCCCCACCAGCUGCUCGGACAGAUUUCACUUUUAUCAGGCGCUCAUUCAGCAUCUGAUCUCCACCUUCAUAAAAUUUGUUAUUUUUUUAAGAAAAAAAAUGCUAAGCAUCUAAGGACGAGGUAAGGAGGGUCACUGGGGGCGCAGGAGUCUGAUGACCAGCUUAGCUCAGGUUGGGCCAUAAGAGGCCAAGCAGGGCCUCUUCCCCUCCCCAUUCCACCCCCAGCAAGCACACCCCGUCCCAUCCCUCGCAGUGCAGGGGCCCAGCGCCGGCACCCCCUGCCUGCCCAACACCUCGACUUUGGCUCAUCUCUGCCACAUCCCCAGCUGGACAUCUAGGCGGAGGCAGGGAAUGACCCCUGCCUCCCACAUGGACUAAAAGGUCAAUGCAAUGAAGAGCAGAGCGUCCUCUCCGUUUCAUCGGCUUCCCAGACACACCCAGCUUCUUCUGAAAUGACUGAUGUUCCCCGGGUUUUGAAUGUAGAGUGUUCAUGUGUAUUCCUUUUUUAAAUUAAGUUAUUCCCUUGAUACCUGCUCCUUCAUUUUGUUUAACUAGUACUCAACGGAAGUUUUUGGAAUGGUCUGUUUAAAAAGAAAAGCAGCUCAGGAGGAACCAGCAGUAUCUCUGGCUCUGGUCAACUCCUGUGGCUGGCCUGGGGUGGGAGGACUGGGACAGGGGGACUGGCCUAAGGCUGGCACUGGGUUUCUCUGCGAGGUCAUGGGGGGGGGUU